AUGGAGAGCAUUCGUUACAACAUCAGUUCUACGGAUGAUCCUUUUUCCCCUUACCAGGCCCCCUCAAAACACUUCGGUCGAAUCCUAUCCGAUAUCAUCAAUCACCCUUAUCCGCCAGUACCGAGCAAACUCCCAAUCAGCCAAAGUCUAUUCGAAUUCACCUUGAGGCCAGAGCUUCCAUUCACUAUUGUAUGCGUUUAUCUGGCUUUGAUAGCUAUUCUCAACAAAAGGCAAGAUGGAAAGAAUCGUAUGAAGGAACCUUGGUGGAAAGCUGUCUUGUUGCUGCAUAACAUAUUAUUGGCUGUCUACAGUGGCUGGACUUUCCUGGGCACGGGACCCGCUACGAUCAAUUAUUUUCUGAGAGGCUAUCAAACCGCUGGGGUUCCAGGACUGGUCCACAACUUUUGCGACAGCUCAAUGGUUCUUUGGGACGACGUCUUAGCGAGGUACACCUACAUAUUCUACUUGAGCAAAUUCUGGGAAAUCCUGGACACUUUGAUUUUGAUUGGAAAAGGGAAAAAAGCAAGCAUAUUGCAAGAAUACCAUCAUGCCGGGGCUAUUCUGACCGUUUGGAGUGGUGCCAGAUAUGAAUCGCCGGCGGCUUGGCUUUUCGUUGUUUUCAAUAGUCUCGUGCACACCAUCAUGUACACGUAUUACGCGCUUUCGGUAGUCCACAUCCCGGUCCCAGGAGUCUUAAAACGUUUAUUGACCAAGAUUCAGAUCACUCAAUUCCUGGUGGGAGGAAGCCUGGGUGCUCUCACUUUGUUACUACGGCUGCCCAAAGAGUUGGGGGAGAAAUUCGAGUGGCAACCCCUAUUGGAAAACCAUCCGUUGGCAUCAGACAGAUUAGGAUCAGGAUUUCAAGAAGACUUUUGUCUCCAUACACCCGGCCAAAUGGUGACCGUAGUUGGCGGGGUAGGAUAUCUGAUCCCAUUGACCGCACUUUUUGUCUCAUUUUACAUCCAAGCCUACCAAAGAAAAAAAACCAGUCAUAAAAAGUGUUUAGUUGAUCCGACUGAAAAGAAAGCUUCUGUUGAGAAGCACUAG
Molecule: messenger RNA, 1047 nt
Organism: Puccinia triticina
Lineage: Eukaryota; Fungi; Basidiomycota; Pucciniomycetes; Pucciniales; Pucciniaceae
Exons: 4
Coding region: 1-1047 (348 amino acids)
Biological process (GO): very long-chain fatty acid biosynthetic process; fatty acid elongation, polyunsaturated fatty acid; fatty acid elongation, monounsaturated fatty acid
Cellular component (GO): endoplasmic reticulum membrane
Molecular function (GO): fatty acid elongase activity
Source: RefSeq, a predicted model, not a curated record